Molecule: messenger RNA, 1067 nt
Organism: Cotesia glomerata
Lineage: Eukaryota; Metazoa; Arthropoda; Insecta; Hymenoptera; Braconidae
Exons: 4
Coding region: 495-1013 (172 amino acids)
Source: RefSeq, a predicted model, not a curated record
UUGAGAUUUAAAAAUAGAUCCGUUGAGAAAUAAAUGUCCAGAUGGGAGGUAUGUGAUGAAUAAAAGAAUUCACGGUGGGUUUCACUGGAAUUCUAUUGCCCUGAUUUUCCGCAUUUAAGGAGUUGUGUUCCACUAGUGUAGUCAAGCUAUACAUAUAGAUCAAGCACCAGAAUCGUCUAGUCAGAGACACCCCAGCAGAGAUAAAUUACUUGGAUGCUCAGUGCACACGAUAUAAUACAAAACGAGACAUUCUGCAUUUACUUCCCAGGAUUUAACAAUCAUCGUCAGCAACAGCCAGUAAUGCAGCAGCCGCCGAUCGCCGAGUUUUGAUGUGAGCGUAUAUUGACACUUCAAUCCAGUGUCGCUGCCUAAUUUUCUCAAGUGUCGUGAUUUUGAAGGCUCUAAGGGGUGAACCUAUCAAUCAAAAUAAUUUUACAAGAACUGUGACUUUGAUUGAUAUCAUAUAAUAUGUUCCAUAUCGGAGUCUGGUAAUCAUGCGUGCGAAAAAUUUCAGAGAGGUAUCGCAGUCUCGCUUCCCAAAGAAAAAACAUCGCACAGGACGUUACAUCGCCGUCGGGGCAUUUCUAAUAGUCACGUUGCUAACUCUCCAUCACGUGCUCUUGAGAGACGCUUCUAAAAUAGCUGGAAUAUUCGUACCCACUAUCAUAAUGGGCUGCUACAUUCUAUGGAUUGCCUACUCAGCUCGGAGAGAUAAGCUCAAGGUUCGGCGACGUAGAGCGGCCUUGGCGAUGCAGCUGACGGAAGUGAUUGUUAACAAGCCACCAAGAUCAAAAUCAGCAUCAGUAACAGCAGCAACACCCGGUGAUAAAGGAAAAGGAAGUGGUGGUGCUGCCAAAGGAGGAGCUGUUGCUGGUAGGACACCUCAGGAAAACCCGGGGUUGACAGUAAAGCACAACACUGUGCUGACAAGUGUGCAUGAGAGGCCGGUGGUUUUGUCCAGAGUUGAUUCUGAUGGCCAUGCAAGCUCGGAAAAAAGUUUAGACUCAAUUUGAUUUUAAUUUUAAUAUUUCUUUUUUUAAACUUCUAUGUAAUUUUUUGAACAAAAC